GAAGAUGAAUUAGAAGCAAUAAGUGUUAUGGCGUUGAGUUCUACUCUACAAUUGACACUGCUACUGGGUCUCUGCAGUCUUGGGUCAGCACUUCGGCAGAUAUACCUGGCAGGAACCUUUCCAAUCCAGGGAUCUGAUGGGUGGCAGGGUGGCCAGGCUUGUCUGCCCGCAGCGCAGCUAGCUCUGGAGGAUGUGAACAAGCAUCCUGAUUUACUACGAGGAUACCAUCUUAAUCUAGCAGCUAAAGAUGAUAUGUGUGAUAGUGGCCUGGGGGCAUACGCACUCUAUGAACUUAUUUACAAAGCGCCACAGAAGUUAAUGAUUUUAUCUGGUUGUUCAACCGUUUGCACGACUCUAGCUGAAGCUGCUUCACAAUGGAACCUAAUCACUGUUUGUUAUGGAGCUUCCAGUCCAGCCCUCUCCAAUAGGAACAGGUUUCCCACCCUGUUCCGAACCCACCCUUCUGCUACAGUACAUAAUCCGACCAGGGUUACCAUGUUUAAGAAAUACAAGUGGCAAAGAAUUUCUGUUAUACAGGAGGCGGAGGAAGUAUUCGCCACAACCCUGGACAAUCUAGAACAGCAAGCCAAGGCGGAGAAUAUUGAAAUAUUUAACCGGCAAAUAUUCAAGGACGAUCCUAGCGCAGCAAUUCAAAAUCUUAAACGUCAGGAUGCUCGAAUAAUAGUUGGAUUAUUCUACCAGAAGCCGGCAAGGAAGGUUCUCUGUGAAAUCUACAAAAAGAAUAUGUUCGGUCCUAAAUAUGUUUGGUUUUUCAUUGGUUGGUAUGAAGACGACUGGUUCAAAAGAAAAUCCUACCUGGAUGAGGAAAAUAUAGAGUGUACACAAGAACAGAUGAUGAUGGCUGCAGAGGGACAUUUUACAACUGAAGCUUUGAUGUGGAAUCAUAACUCAGAAGAGGUGACAGCCUCAGGACGAACUGUUUCAAGGUUCAACGACUCUUUACUCAGUAAACUUAGGGAGGAUCCAAGGUAUGCUGCUAUGCUGAGUAAGAAUAUCAUGCCUGAGGGAUAUCUUGAGGCACCUUUAGCCUACGAUGCUGUUUGGGCGAUGGCUGUAGCUUUGAAUGCUACUGCUGGAGUGCUUGAAGCUAGAGGGAUGUCCCUGGACGACUACAACUACGACAACAAGGCUGUCGCUGACAUCAUGCAGGAGCAGAUGGAGUCCGUUAAAUUCCUUGGAAUCUCUGGUUCUGUAGCGUUUAGUGAAGAGACUGGAGAUAGAAUGGCCUGGACUAAGAUUGAACAGCUCAUCGACCAUAAGUCUGACUUGUACAAGAGAGAGAGACAGAAACAUAUUUUCGGAAAAAUGUGCAUUCAAUCUUUUUUUGUGAUUGAAAAAUCAAAACCAAGUUUUAAAUUUGAUAAUAGUGUUGAUGAAGGUAAAGAGCUGAUAGUCUGGAAGAGUGGGAAACCUCCUCAGGAUCGAACUAUUAUCCUCCCUGAUCUCCAGACGGUCAGCCCCGGCCUCUACCUGCCUCUACUGGGCUUCAGCCUCCUCGGUAUUAUUAUUGCGAUCUGCCUCCUGGUCUUCAACAACAAGUUCAACUAUAGGAGGAUUAUCAUGUACUCUCAUCCAAGCUGCAAUAAUCUAAUCUUGAUGGGAAUAAUCCUUUGCCUUCUAGCAACUAUACCAUUGGGAAUGGAUAUACAAUGGGUUUCUGACCCAAUGUUCCCUGCCCUAUGUGCUGCUCCUAAAUGGCUUCUAAGCCUAGGGUUCUCCCUGGGGUAUGGAGCUAUGUUUACGAAGAUCUGGAGGGUUCAUAGGAUUGCUACACACACUAAAACCAAAGGAGAGGAUAAGAUUAAG
This is a messenger RNA of Eurytemora carolleeae, 1827 nucleotides long. RefSeq names its product gamma-aminobutyric acid type B receptor subunit 1. Gene Ontology annotation, biological process: G protein-coupled receptor signaling pathway; gamma-aminobutyric acid signaling pathway. Gene Ontology annotation, cellular component: G protein-coupled receptor heterodimeric complex; membrane. NCBI's taxonomy places the organism in Eukaryota, Metazoa, Arthropoda, Copepoda, Calanoida, Temoridae. Gene Ontology annotation, molecular function: G protein-coupled GABA receptor activity. The record is from RefSeq and is a predicted model, not a curated record.